Molecule: messenger RNA, 1767 nt
Organism: Solanum dulcamara
Lineage: Eukaryota; Viridiplantae; Streptophyta; Magnoliopsida; Solanales; Solanaceae
Product: protein IQ-DOMAIN 11
Exons: 5
Coding region: 288-1679 (463 amino acids)
Molecular function (GO): protein binding
Source: RefSeq, a predicted model, not a curated record
GAGUUGCUUACUUCAGAAGAUUUUGGUUACUUUUUAGAAAUGAAUGAGAAAAUCUAUGAUAUCUUUUUUGGUGUGAACUGCCUGCUAAUCUUAGUAAAUUCUCCUGAAAAUAUGUUUCAAUUCCCAAAGGCUCUGUUACCAAUAGAUCUUCUAUUUUAACAGGGCAACUUACUGAAACUUCCUUUUUUGUAUUCUUAUAUUUAAAUUACUCCCAAAAAAGAUUAUCUUGCUUCUUCCAAGUGUCCAUUCUCUGUUUUAAAUUACUCACAUGAGGUAGUUGUAAAUUCAUGGCAAAGAAGAAAAGCUGGUUCAACUUGCUGAAGAAAAUUUUCGUUUCGGAUUCAGAAUCAAGAUUAGAAAAGGGAAAAAGGAAAGGAUGGGUAUUUACAAGGCUAAAGAUUAGAAGAUUGGUGGCGACCUUGGCGUUGUCACCACCAAGGGAAAGGAAACUCCGGAAAGCAGAAGAGAAGCAGAGCAAGCAUGCUAUAAAUGUUGAUGUUGAAACAAUUAAUGAAUCUAAUGCAGAUGCUGAAACUCCAAAGGUUCAAGCUGAAAUCGCAUCCUUUAAAGACGGUGCUGAGUCUAUCCACGAGCCUAAAAAUGAAACUCUUGUAUUGUCAAAAUUGAAUCUUCAUGGACAAGAAACAGACUACUUCUACCUCUAUGUGAGAAGAAUUGAAAAUCUUGCUGCCAUCAAAAUUCAGACAGCAUUUCGCGGUUAUCUUGCAAGGAAAGCUUUGAGAGCACUAAAGGGACUAGUGAGGCUUCAAGCUAUUGUUCGGGGUAGGGCUGUUCGACGUCAGGCUAUUGCUACACUCAAGUCAUUGCAGUCAAUUGUAAACAUUCAAUCCGAAGUCUGUGCAAAGAGAUGUGACAGUCAGGUGAAAACUACACUACAUUGUCAAGAAAAUACGUCGCUGGAUCUAGGAGAGAAAGAUAUCAAGAUUGAUCUAAACAGCCAGAAAAGGUGGGACAAUCGAUAUUUAUCUAAGGAUGAAGCAAACAAGAUGUUCUCAAGCAAAAGGGAGGCUGCGAUCAAGAGAGAACGUAUAAGAGAAUACUGGUUAAGCCAUCGAAGGUCAACAGAAUCAGACGUAAAUGGAAGAAGGCGAUACUGGUUAGAACAAUGGGUAGAUGCUCAGCUGGCUAAAAGAGAUGACCUUAAAAACGUGGACACGCUUUUCUCAGCAAGAAACAGAGAAGAAUUCGAGAGAAAAGAAAUGAAAUCAAAGCCUUCUCUAAGACAAUACCAUACAGAUCAAGAAUUGGUUUCUCCAGUAUAUGUUCCAAGAAGAUCAUUUCACCACAGAAGACAGAAAUCAAGUGGGGAUCACGACAAUACUUUUAUGGGCUCUCCUUCGAUUCCAACCUACAUGGCAGCUACUGAAUCUGCAAAAGCAAAAGCAAGAUCAAUGAGUUCACCUAGGCUAAGACCUAUCAAUACUGAUGUCUACUCUGAGAUUAAUUCUCCCUACAAGUACAAACUAUCUCCCAUAUCUUCUAUCAACAGCGAUGCCACGGUCACAAGUAGGAUUGGCAGUAUGACAGGGUUCUCACAAAGAUCGCCAUGCUUAAAAGGCACACCUGGUCCCAUUAAAUCAACCAGGAUUGGUAAGGACCUUAGCUUUGGGUCAGAUGGGGCAUUUGCAAAUUGGGAUCGCAUCGGUGCCUGCAGUUGAUCGAUUGACUAAAAUGAAAAAUAUAGAUUGUAAUGUAAUAGUUGGAAUGGUUUGAUAAUAAUAUAUCUACUCUAAUGGUUCGUGUGAA